CCCCGGACCGGUCCAGCUCCUAAGCGGGUGGAGGCUUUGCAGUGCCUCCCUGGUGCACAUGGUCCCUCCCCUACUGCUCUUGGGCUGAAAAGGGGCGGCGCCGGCAGGGUGGCAGGUGCACAGGCGACUCGGGGUGCCCAGUGGUCCUGAUCUGCUGCUGAAUGUCUGUCCCCGAGGAGGAGGAGACGCUGCUGCCGCUCACGCAGAGAUGGCCCCGGACGAGCAAGUUCCUACUGUCCGGCUGCGCCGCAACCGUGGCCGAGCUAGCAACCUUUCCCCUCGAUCUCACAAAAACCCGACUCCAGAUGCAAGGAGAAGCUGCCCUUGCUAGGUUGGGAGAUGGUGCAACAGGAUCUGCCCCUUAUAGGGGCAUGGUGCGCACAGCCCUAGGAAUUGUCCAGGAGGAAGGCUUUCUAAAGUUGUGGCAAGGAGUGACGCCCGCCAUUUACAGACACGUAGUGUAUUCAGGAGGUCGGAUGGUCACCUAUGAACAUCUCCGGGAGGUUGUGUUUGGCAAAAGUGAGGAUAAGCAUUAUCCCCUCUGGAAGUCGGUCAUUGGAGGGAUGAUGGCUGGUGUCAUUGGGCAGUUUCUAGCCAACCCCACUGACCUGGUGAAGGUCCAGAUGCAGAUGGAAGGGAAACGGAGGCUGGAAGGGAAGCCCUUGAGAUUUCGUGGAGUCCAUCAUGCGUUUGCAAAAAUCUUAGCUGAAGGAGGAAUACGCGGGCUGUGGGCAGGCUGGGUACCCAAUAUUCAAAGAGCUGCGCUUGUGAACAUGGGAGACUUAACCACCUACGAUACAGUGAAGCACUACCUGGUACUGAACACACCACUUGAGGACAAUAUCGCCACUCAUGGUUUAUCCAGUUUGUGCUCUGGACUUGUAGCUUCCAUUCUGGGAACACCAGCUGAUGUCAUUAAAAGCCGAAUAAUGAACCAACCCCGAGACAAACAAGGAAGGGGACUUUUAUAUAAGUCAUCAACUGACUGCUUGAUCCAGGCUGUUCAAGGGGAAGGCUUCCUGAGCCUGUAUAAAGGCUUUCUGCCAUCCUGGCUCAGAAUGGAAGAUACUUUACUCCACAGAGACUGUGAUUUACAGGGGGCAGCGCUUUAUAUUUCUGUGGACACCCGAGUUCUCUUAGAUCCCACUCUUUCUCUAAGAGUGAUCUCUCUGGUCCCAAUCUCUCAAGACCAACCACUGAGACCCAGGGCAGCAUUUCCUGAAGAAUGGAACCUGGACCACUUUGACCUUGGACCGGAAGGUUUAGACUUUGAACUGCCGAUCUCUGCAAAAGUAUCUGCCAGAGGGAGCCAGGCCCUCAGACCUGGGUAGACGUCAGCCAUGUGGAAGACUGCGUAGUGCUUAGGAAACACAUUUAACCUGUGCGCCACUAUUUAUUGUUGCAGUGUGACAACUCACUUUUCUGUUAUUAGAGUGCACAUAUCGUAUACUCCAGAGAGGCAAGUGAAAAUUCAAGAAUAAACAUUUUUGAGUUUCCCUAGUGCUGAAAGAAGUGGCUUUACCUUUCCUCGAAAGGAGGAUGGAAAGAUAAAAGAGACAAGUUGAAGUGAUGUUUGAAUUGCAGGGAAAGAGGCUACUUGCUGUCAGGGCCCACCUUUACAGAUGUGCUCACCCCUCCACACAUGCUAGAACCUAGUAACUCCCCCUGACAGCCACAGCCUGUCUCCGCGAGAGCAGAACACUUGCCGUGCGUAGCGUACUCCACCACAACCCGCAUUUGUCAGUAGCUCUUGAGAAUCAUAACACCCGGAAACCACACCAUGUUUGACUGAGAUUCAGCUCUCAGCGCCGUCUUAUGGAGCACCUUUAAUGUCCUCAGCUCUUCCUGGGUGUUUUUGGAGCAAGACUGACAUGAAGGCAGCUCACUCUGGUGUGUCUCCUUCUGUACCUGUCCCCUCUGUCCCAGAGAGGGGAGAGCAGAGAGAGGGAGAGAGAGGAAACUCAGAUGCCAUUCUAGAACUUUCAGAAGCCCGAGUAUUAGUCGUUUUGAAUCUUACUCAUUCUUGCAUACAAUGUGACAAGUGUAUGCCAUCUGUGGUACAUCUCUCCAGUCUGCAUCCCAUCCUUUUUCUUGUUUUAGAAAGGUUUCUCCAGAUUCACCUGCCCACAGCCGCUCCCCCCAGCCUCAGACACGGCGUUUCAGGAUGGAUGGCGGUAGCUAGGGGUAAAGGCUGGAGGUGUUACUAGGAAAACCCCGACCACUCAGGCCCAAGGUAGACCUCAGAGCCAAACAAAUAGAUGUGAUGGACAUAGAUGCUCUUGUGCAGCAUGACUGUGGGGAUGAAUAAUCACUGCCAUUUUAAAGGAGGAAGCACACUUUUAAAGAUCUUUCAAUGUGUGUAGCCGUCUCAUUUUUCUACUUGCAGAAGGUGGAGUUCCAUCUCUUUGUCUUCAGGUUGCCUACCUUUCCGUUGCGUUUGUCAGUCUGUAACUGAGUGGCUAGAUAUAUAUAGUCCAGAUCAUACUAAAUUAUAUGCUUAAGUCCUCACGUAUUCUGCUCCACAAUGAAUCAUUUUGGGGAAAUUUUGCUUUUCCUAUGUUUUGUAAUGUUUAUGACUGAGUAAAUAUGGAAUUAAAUAAUUAUAUGCAAACUGGACUAUUAAAAAUUGGCUUCGCUUUAUUCUUUUGGGG
Peromyscus eremicus (cactus mouse) is the source of this 2651-nucleotide messenger RNA. RefSeq names its product solute carrier family 25 member 27 (gene Slc25a27). NCBI's taxonomy places the organism in Eukaryota, Metazoa, Chordata, Mammalia, Rodentia, Cricetidae. The record is from RefSeq and is a predicted model, not a curated record. Gene Ontology annotation, biological process: response to cold. The transcript is spliced from 9 exons. The coding region runs from base 162 to 1331 and encodes 389 amino acids.